Messenger RNA from Micropterus dolomieu (smallmouth bass), 3049 nucleotides. RefSeq names its product golgin A5 (gene golga5). The record is from RefSeq and is a predicted model, not a curated record. NCBI's taxonomy places the organism in Eukaryota, Metazoa, Chordata, Actinopteri, Centrarchiformes, Centrarchidae. The transcript has 13 exons. Bases 195 to 2459 code for a protein of 754 amino acids. Gene Ontology annotation, biological process: retrograde transport, vesicle recycling within Golgi; Golgi organization. Gene Ontology annotation, cellular component: Golgi membrane; Golgi cisterna.
UCCUGGCUUGUAGCUCUUCCUGGUCCACGUAUUGAGAACAUCACCAAAUAUCCUGUUGUAUGACAGAUAAUGACAUUUGACUGUGUUUAUCCAAACUAUAUUACUCUUUCAUGUUCAUCAGCUGAACCCCGGCGGUAGCCAGGUGGAGACUGAGGCAUUUUGAGAUUGGGACGUCGUUCACAAACGGAUACAAAAUGUCUUGGUUUGCUGACUUGGCUGGGAAAGCUGAAGACUUCCUGAAUAAAGUGGAUCAGGGAGCUGCCACUGCCCUGACCAAAAACCAGGCAAGGUCAUCCUCCUUUUCGUCAUCCUAUGAAGGAGAAUCAACUGUCAAACCUGAAUACAACACUGCAGGGUACAAGACCGAUGCAGCUGUAACACAUCAUGCUUAUUCAUCCUCUGAUAAUGCACCAAGCUACAUCGCUUCAGCAGCUGGCAACAUCAAGAGAUCCAGUUCAACGCUGCUGGCUGCUACUGCCAACAUGGCCAGUAUUCCCUCUGGUUCUGGCAGCAGUGACCCCAACUCUGCCAAGACCUCAUCUGGCUUUGUGAGGCCCAAAAAGUGCGAGCAGGAUGUGGACGAUGACAUGCUCUUUGACUUUCUGAACAGCUCAGACCCUCCAGUCAGCAGCAGGAGGGAUUCCAGAAGAGAACUUGUGAAGGUAGCAGUUCCAGUUACUGAGGCCCAAAACCUAACACCUCCUCCUUCCACCACUCCUCAUACCGUCCCCUCAGCCCCAUCGACUCCCCCCUCAACCCGGGGUGUAUCCAGGGCCUCAAGCAUUAGCUCACUGUCUGCUCACAGCAUCAAAACAUCAGAGGAGACCUCUGCUAAAGAACAAAGCCAAGACACACCUGAGAGUUCAGACUCAGGUUUAGCUGUCCUUCAGGAGUCCAGCAGGCAGGAGCCUCUUCCUCCCACAGAGGAGCCACAGAGCCAAAUCCUGUCCAGUCUGCGACUGGAGAAUCAGCUACUGCGCAGCGAGGUGGCCUCCCUCAACCAGGAGAUGGCUUCAAUCAUCCAGAGAGCAAAAGACUUACAAGAUGAAUUAAACCAGACUCGUCUACGUGCAGACAGGUGGAACUCAGAGCAGUCUCAGACUGAUAGGAUGUUACGGGAACUUCGGUCACAGGUUGAUGACCUAACAGAAGCACUCUCUGCCAAAGAUGGUCAACUUGCAGUCCUGAAGAUCAGACUGGAUGAAGCUGAUCAGCUACUGAAGUCCCGCAGUGCUGCAUUAGAUGAGGCACAGAAGGAAAAGUCAAGAAUUAUGCUAGACCAAACAGAAGGGAGCAGCAUGCAGUCCCAAGCGCUUGAAAUGAUACAGGAGAGGCUGCGAGAGACUGAACUGGCCCUCAGGAGGGAACAGGACAACUACAGGCAGAUGCAGAGUGAGUAUGCUGGCCGCCUGUCCAAAGUCGAGUCUGAGAGGCAGACCCUCGCAGAGACGGUGACUGCAUCAGUGCGGCGAGCUGCAGAGGAGAAGCUCAGGGUCGACGACAUCCAACAGCAACUGAAAAGUGCCAAAGCUGCAGCUGAGACUGCCAAACAGGAGUUACAAGACUACAAGCACAAAGCUACACGCAUCCUACAAUCCAAAGAGAAGUUGAUCAGCAGUCUGAAGGAGGGAUCUGGUCUGGACACUCUGGACGGCAGCGGGGCCAUGGCUCUGGAGCUGGAGGAUCUGCGUCACGAGAAGGAACUGCAGAGGGAGGACAUCCAGAAACUACAGGCGCAAGUGCACACACUUAGGACAGAAAUACAGGAUUUGGAGAAUCAGGCUCUGACAGAGGCAGAGACAUGGCGGGAGCAGCAGGCGCAGUUAGAGGAGCAACAGGCUUUACAAAACAGAGCUAAGCAGGAGGUGGAGGCUGAGGUUGAGCGCUACAAACAGGAGCUGCAGUACCUAGAGGAAGAGCACCAUCGAGCCAAAACCUCUCUGCAGAGCAGAAUCAAGGACAGAGAAGAUGAAAUCCAAAAACUCAGGAACCAGUUGACCAACAAGACUCUUAGCAACAGCCAAACAGAGCUGGAGAAUCGUCUCCACCAGCUGACAGAGACGCUGAUCCAGAAGCAGACGAUGCUGGAGGCUCUGGGCACAGAAAAAAGUGCCCUGGUCUUCCAGCUGGAGCGUCUGGAACAGCAGCUGAAGAAUGCUCAGGGAGGACAAACUGGAGGGCCAGCCAUCAACAUGAGUGGUCUAGAGGGACCAGGAGCACGACAAAGAAACACACCAAUCCUUUUUAGUGAUCAGGACAGUCCAGGAAUGUAUGGCAAAGUACGCAAGGCAGCCAGCACCAUUGACCGUUUCAGCAUCAGACUGGGUAUCUUCUUGAGGCGCUACCCUAUGGCCAGAGUUUUCGUUAUCCUGUACAUGGCAGUACUGCACCUGUGGGUCAUGAUUGUUCUCCUGACCUACACACCAGAAAUGCACCAUGGUCAUCCUGGUGGAAGAUAGAAGGCUUGAAUUUUAAAGUUGGGUGCUUAAAAUAUGUUGGUUCUAUGGACUUCAAUGUAAGGAUGGUACAAGCUGCUUGAAUAUGGGUCUGGGUCCCAACUCUCCCUGUUUUGCACAGAAAUGCUAUGAGUUAGACAUUUCCACUGACUUGUUUUUUGUUUCCAACUUAAGAUUGAUAGCAGACAACUGCAUUGAGUUUUAAAAUAAUUGCAGAGUGAUCUAUUGUAUUGGUGGUCUGCUGAAAAGACAUUAAAUCAAACAUGAUCUCACAUCUGUUCUUCUCAUCUGCUUUCAGACCUCUUUUCUCUUGAGAAAUUGUAUUUAACACUAUGUAAAAAAUAAUCUUUUAAUAAAAGAGUUAGAAGAAACAACAUGGCCUGGCACUUUUCUAAUAGAUUAUCUGAGCCACAAAAUAACAAAACGAGGAACUUGUUCAGUUUCACUCACAGAAGUCAGUUUACCAGUCAUGAGGAGUACGACUCAGCAUUGUUAUCUCAAUGUUAGUUUGAAAACUACUAAAAGAUGCUACUGGUUGCAUUAUGGAAACAUUUGUAAUUUACCAAUAAAGACUGAAAGUCAUGAUAUCAUGA